AUGAAUAUUAUAUCAUAAAUACAACCAUAAAAGCCUGAGAUUGAAGAGAUGGUUUGUCAAAUUCAUAAAAGAGAGAUAGUAGCUGUAGAUCUAGAUUUAAAAGAAAAAGGUAAUUUUUAAUACUUGUGUUGCAUUUGCUUAGUUGAAAAAAUGAAUAAUAGCAAGAUAUCUACAAUUGAAUAGACGAAAGAGAGAAUAUAAUCCCUAAAGACAUAAAGAUAAGAAAAUAAGCCUAAAUAGAUCCAAGUAAGGUUGGAUCACUUCAAGAUUAUACUAGAUUAAAUAAUGGAGUUUAAAUGUAGUUUUGAUAAUGGAUUAGAAAAAAUAUAUAGUCAAAUAAAAGCUCAGAUAUUUACAAUAUAAAAAGAAAAAUAAUGUCUAUUAGACAAUUUUUAAAUAUAAGAUAAAUUUUAAGAGGAUGUUAAAUCGCUGUCUGAAUUUCUUUCAACUGAGAAUUAAGAAAACUAAUUAGAAUUUUAAUAGGAUAGUUAAUUUAUUGACGAAAUAGCUAAGCAAUUUGACCUUUUAUUGAAUGGCUCAGCAUAUUUCUAAACAAUUGACACUUUUAAGGAAGCUAAAUAGAAAAUUAAUGCAAUUAAUGAAAAUAACUAGAUCGAAUUAAAAUCUCUUCAAAAUUAGAAUAAUUAAGUAAAAUUUAUUAAACAUAUAAGAAAACACCUAGUUUAAACAAACUUUGCCCUACACAUAAUAAGGAGAUCAUUAUGAUUGACAUCGAUAGUGAAAAUAAAAAAAUAGAGGAUAGGUUUGUCUGCGUUGAUUGCAUUAGUGAUCAUCCGAAUUGCUAAUAUAGAACUAUUGAAAAAAUUAAUUAACAAUGGAAUCACGCAAAGAAACAGUAGGACAGGAUAUUUUCUGAAUUAAAGAUUAAAAGGUAAGAGAAAUAGAAAAAAAUGAAUUAAUAGAUUGCUGUGAUGAGAAAAAAUUAUAAUUAAUAACUGAAUGAAAUUAGCGAAAAAAUAAUCACAGAAUUUUCUUUACCAAUAAGCAAAACUGUUGAGUUUAAUAAAUUUAAAUAAAUCUCUCUAUAACAAGUAAGUAAUGAUGAAUUACUUUCAAAUAUCAAUUAAAUGAUUCUAAAUGACAAAGAAAAUUUGAUUCAGGAUUCUUAAAUUGAUUAUUUAAAAUCUAAAGAUGCUUUGUUUUAAAAAGAAAUUGAAAGUAGAUUAGAACAUUUAAAAUAACAUGAUUAAUUAGAUAUUUAAGUGUCUAUUAAUAUUAUGCAGGAUUUAUAAAGUAUUCAAAAAAGAUUUAUUUUUUUUUUAGAUGACAAUCAAAUCCAAGGGAUUGUUUAAUUAUAAUAAGAGAUUCAGGAGAGUUCCAAAGCAAAUUAAGGGUUAUUAAUUUUCAAGCAAGAUUUAGAUGAGCUUGUAAAUUCUUCAAAAUAUAUUUAUUCUUAAAAGAGUGUAUUGAAUGAAUCUAUACAGAAAUUGUAAGAGCACCUUACUAAAAUACAAACGUUUUGUUCUAAAAUACAAUAAACCUCAGAUAAUUUGCCUCUCACUAAUUUAUAAAAGUAUACUAAUGAUUAUAAGAAUAAGAUUGAGAAUGAUUUUAAAUAGGUUAUGAAAUUAUGUGAAAUAGAGAAACUAGAGAACAAUUUCUAAACUUUACAAAAAGACUAUGAAAAAUUAUAACUAGAGAGUAUCAAUAGUUUUCAAUUUAUUAGGAAACCAAUAUUUGGAGUCCAUCGAGAACGACUAUAAAUUGAAGAUAUUAAUGUAGAAUAGCAAUAUUGAGGAGCUUGAAGUACUUGUAAAAAAUAAUGAAUCUAAACUUAAAAUGAAAGAAGAAGAAGAGCAAUAGUUAAGCCAAAAGCUGAAUGAGCAAAUAACUAAUAAUGCUAAUUUGCAAUUAACAUUAAAUAAUUUACAAGCCAUGCAUGAGAAUGAAAUUCAAUCACUAAAUGACAAAAUAGCUUAAUCAAAUGACAAUAUCAAUAAAAUUCAAAAUUAGUUAGAUUUAAGAAUUAAGGAUAUAAAACCAACAUUGCUCAAGGAUGAUUUUUGGAUUCAAACUUUUUAUGAUUUAUAAGAAAAAUCAAAGAAAAUGAUAAAAAGUUCAACUUUAAUAUUUUAAGGUACAAAAAAUGGAUUAAAUGGAUAAUCUUUUUGGAAAGAAGUCAAUAAUAAAGACAAUCUACUCAUGAUUUUUCAAUCAAAAAGUGAUUAUAUCUUUGGAGCUUAUUCUCCUUGUAAAUGGGUAUCUAAUCUAAAUAAUUUUGUACAAGAUGAUACACUAUCAUCCUUUAUAUUUUCAUAAACACAUAAUUAAGUUUACCCUUUGAAGUAAGAUAGGAAGUAAUAUGCAAUUUAUUGUUAUUCUGGAUAUGGACCGACAUUUGGAGGUGGACAUGACUUUUACAUAGAUGUUAAUUUUAGUGAUGGUUAUUGUAAGUUAGGUCAUUCAUAUCAAUUUGAUUAAUAUAAAAAUUUAAGUGAAGAUCCUCAUUUAUAUGGAUAAAAUAAACCAGAAAUAAAGGAAUGUGAAAUUUAUUAAAUAUAAUUUAUUUGA
This is a messenger RNA of Paramecium octaurelia, 2532 nucleotides long. Lineage: Eukaryota; Ciliophora; Oligohymenophorea; Peniculida; Parameciidae. The record is from the annotation of a GenBank genome assembly.